AUGGCCACCCCCAGUGUUCUCACCUUUGACGCUAAGGGUCGGGCUGUUGACUUUGAGGUCUGGGUAGAUGAUCUGCAGCUUUUCCUACAGUGCGAUAGGGCAGACGGUCUCUCUCUGUUUGACCUCACCUCUGGUGCCUCUCCUGCCCCUGCUGCUGAUGCUGACGCCACUGUUCGCUCACAGUGGGCCACGCGCGAUGCUGCUGCUCGCCUUGCUGUGCGCCGCCACUUACCGACCGCUGAGCGCGCGCAUUUUAGUCAGUACAAGAGUGCUAAGACCUUGUACGACGCUGUUGUUGCACGCUACUCUUCCCCUGCCAUUGCUGCCCUUAGCCGCCUCAUACUGCCGUACCUCUUCCCUGACCUCGCCGCUUUUCCCACAGUCGCUGUCCUCAUUACGCACCUUCGCACUAGUGACACCCGCUACCGCGCUGCGCUUCCUGCUGAGUUCUGCGCCAAGAACACCCCCCCUAUGUACAUCACCCUCUACUACAUAGUCACCCGGCUCCCUGACACCCUUCGCUCGGUCAGGGACCACUUCCUCUCUGUUUGCCCCACCACCCUCACCGUUGACCUCCUCGAGGAGCGCCUCCUAGCAGCAGAAAAGAGUAUAGUCGCUGUAGGAGCCUCUCGUGGUGACCCUCGUACCCCUGUCUUUGAGGGGUGCUCCCCCUCCCCCCUCUUGCCCUCUGUUGCCUCUACUGCUGCGGCCGACCUCGUUGGUCUUGAGUCAGUCGGCGCGGCGUCUGCCCCUAGCGGGAGACGCCGAUCAGGCAAGGGCAAGGGGGGCAAGGGCGCUGGAGGAGCUGGCGGGGGCGGUGGAGGCGGCGGUGGAGGCGGCGGAGGGGGUGGGGGUGGCGGUGGGAGUGGUGGCGGGAGUGGGGGCACUAGUGGCGGCAGUGGAGGCGGAGGAGGCGGCGGUGGUGGCGGUGCGAGCGGAGGUGGUGGAGGUGGAGGCGGUGGUGGAGGUAGCGGCGGCGGAGGUGGAGCUGGUCGGGGCGGCUCUUCGCAGAGGGUCGGCUCCGGUGGUGGUCAGCGCCAGCAGCAGCGGCAGCAGCGCACUCGUGAGACCCCUUCCCCCCAGCAGCUUCGUGAGUGGUACAUUGCUCGUCAGCGGGGUGGGGGUGCUGGCCCCUGUACCUACGUUCUACGUACAGGCGACCGCACGGGUGAGCAGUGUCGGGGUCCGCACUCCACCCAGUGCUGCUUCGGCCGCCUGACGGACGCUUGGCGUCAUCAGUUCCCCGACGCUACUGAGAUCCCUCGCUGGGGCGAGCUGUUUAGGGCGGGUGUUGCGAUCUUUGAUCUUGAUUAUGAUGCUAUUCUUGCUGCAAUGUAUGCUGUGACUAUUAGUGAUGAGGGUGACUGUUACCGGUGUUUUCCGCCUGACCCGGGCAUUGAGGCUGCUGCUCUAGGUGCUGGUGAGGCUGCUGCUCUAGGUGCUAGUGAGUCUGCUGCCCCAGGUGCUGGUGAGUCUGCGCUCUCAGGUACCGCGUCGGCUCCGGCCACCCACACCUUCACCCUUGACUCGGGUGCUUCCCGCUCCUUCUUUCGAGACCGCACCACGCUUACGCCGCUUAGUCGGCCAGUGGCAGUCUCCCUGGCAGACCCCUCUGGGGGUCCUGUCCUUGCCCACUUCUCCACUGUUCUACCGUGUCCGGCGGCCCCUUCUGGCACCCUGUCGGGUCUUUACCUCCCCUCGUUCUCUACGAACUUGGUGAGUGGUGCUGACCUCCAGGAUGGAGGGGUUCACCAGUUCACUCCUGCGAGUCAGCGAGUGACCCACUGUACCUUUGCUCGGACGGGCCGUCACUUGGCCACGUUUACCCGUCAGCCGGGGUCGAGCCUGUACACACUCACUACUGAGUCUCCUCCGGUCGCUGAGUCUGCUCAGGUAGCCGCGUCGGGUGAGGUGUUUGCUGCGGCGUCCAGGUCUGGUCCUGAGUGUGCCCCCUGCUCGUGUCGUCUCCUGUCUCACCAGACUCUCCUCUGGCACCACCGCCUUGGUCACCCCUCCCUGCCUCGUCUUCGAGGCAUGGCCUCCCGUGUCCUUGUCUCUGGUCUCCCCCGGUCCCUCCCUCCCCUUCCUCCGGGGCCUGCCCCCACCUGCGUUCCCUGCGUCGAGGGGCGGCAGCGCGCUGCUCCUCACUCCUCCGAGUUUCCUCCGACAGAGGCUCCGCUGCAGAUGCUUCACAUGGACGUGUGGGGCCCAGCCCGCGUCCGUGGACAGGGUCACGAGCGUUACUUCCUGCUGGUGGUUGACGACUACUCGCGUUACACCGCAGUCUUCCCCUUGCGCAGCAAGGGUGAGGUCACUGAGAUCAACCUUCAGCCCCGGGUCUCCAUGCCGGAGACCUCCCCUGCUUUGCUGUGGACGGGGAAGGUUGGCGAUGCGUCUGCGUUCCGUGUCUGGGGAUCUCGGGCGUUUGUCCGCGACUUGUCUGCGGACAAGCUGUCCCCUCGUGCUGUUCCCUGCGUCUUCCUUGGCUUCCCCCCUGACGCGCCGGGCUGGCAGUUCUACUACCCCACCUCGCGCCGUGUUCUGUCCUCCCAGGACGUCACGUUUGACGAGUCGGUUCCCUACUACCGUCUCUUCCCCUACCGCACUGCGUCCCUCCCCCCCCCGCCGCUCUUCCUUACGCCAGGUCCCCCUCCGGUAGACCCCCUCCCCCCUCAGGGUCCUACCCCCUCAGGUGUGUCUCAGGUAGACGCAGUCGACCCUGUCGAGGUAGCUAUUGACUCUGGUGCUGCUAGGGGUGCUGAGCCUGCGGGUGCUGGGUCUGGGGGUGCUGACUCUGGGGGUGCUGAGCCUGGGGGUGCUGACUCUGGGGGUGCUGCGCCUGGGGGUUCUGCGCCUGGGGGUGCUACGCCUGGGGGUGCUGCGUCUGGGGGUGCUGAGCCUGGGGGUGCUGCGUCUGGGGGUGCGGAGUCUGAGGGUACUGGACCUGCUCGUGUGGCGUCUGGCGGUGCUGGGCCUGGAGGUUCUUCGGGUGCUUCGUCCCGGCGGGAGCUACUCUCUCCACAGGAGCUGCGUGAGUGGUUUGCCCGGCGCUGGAGGCGAGCUGCUGGAGCUGGAGGUGCUGCGGGAGCUGGAGGUUCUGCUGCUGCUGAGGGUGCUGGUGCCGCGGGUCCCGGAGGUGCUCGUACUGGGAGUACUGGAGCUGCUGGGCCUGCGGGUGCUUCUCGUACUGGAGCUGGUGGUGCUGCGGGCGUCGGUGCUACUGAGGGUGCUGGAGCUGGACCCGCUGCGUCUUCUGGUGGUCCGGCUGGAGCUGGAGCUGCUGGGGGUGUUGGCGCUGAGGGUGCCUCUGGUGCUGGUGCCUCUGAGGGUACUGGAGUUGGCACUGCUGGAGCUGGGGGUGCUGCUGGCGCUGGUGCUGUCGUUCGGGGUGCUGGUGCUGUCCCUUCUGGUGCUGGUGGUGCUGAGCGGCCGCGACCGUACUUCGUUCCGCUCCUUGAGCAGGUUCUUGGUCUUCCGCCCUCUGCUAGUCCGGCUCCUCCCUUAGAGUGUCCACCGCCUGUCCAGUCCGAGUCACAGUUACAGCCUACCUCUCCUCUGCCUACUCCUUCUCCCUACACUGGUCCUACUGGAGGUCUUGCUGAGCGUCGUGAGCCUGCGUCUCGUCCUGCGUCGCCUGCCCGUGCUGCUCGCACUAGUAGUCGUGGUUCGCGUCAGCGUCCUCCCCCUGUCCCCGGCAUGCACCGGAUGUCUCUGCGUCCCUCCACUGCUCCGCUGCGUGCCCCUUUGCCUUCUCCUCCUGAGUCCUCUCUUCCUGUUCUUGCUGACCCGGAGUCGGACUCCCUUUGUGCUGCCAGUCCUACUGUCACGCGUCUCCUUGCUACUAUCUUCACUGACCCUUCCUUUGAGUCCGCUGCUGCGUCUGCCUUAGUUUCUGAGCUUGUCGACUUCGCUGCUUGCUGUCGCCUAGACUACGCUGCUAGUCUUGUCGCUGAGUCUGAGUCUGUCUGUCCUCCGUCCGUCGGGGGUGAGUGUGCCCUUGGCAUGGACGUCCUUGAGGACAGGCAGGAGGAGUUCCAGUGCUUUGCUGCUGCUUCACCUCAUCUCGUGUCCAUGCUGCUUGCCCCUGAGGGAGACCCGGAUGCACCAGACAUUCCGACUCCGCGCUCUUACGCGGAGGCGAUAGAGGGUCCCUACUCCUCUCAGUGGCAGGCAGCCAUGGAUGCAGAGAUGGCUUCCUGGAAGUCCACAGGCACCUACGUCGACGAGGUUCCCCCUCCUGGGGCGAACAUCGUCAGUGGCAUGUGGAUUUUCAGGGUGAAGCGGCCGAUGGGUUCUCCGCCUGUCUUCAAGGCGCGCUACGUGGCUCGUGGCUUCAGUCAGCGGCAGGGAGUUGACUACUUUCAGACCUUCUCUCCCACCCCGAAGAUGACCACUCUUCGGGUACUGCUGCACAUAGCCGCUCACCGUGACUACGAGCUUCACUCUCUUGACUUCAGCACUGCUUUCUUGCAGGGCAGCCUGCACGAGGAGAUCUGGCUGCGCCGCCCACCUGGCUUCACUGGGUAUUUUCCUCCUGGUACCCAGUGGAGCCUCCGGCGGCCAGUCUACGGUCUCCGCCAGGCACCUCGUGAGUGGCACAACACACUGAGGACUACACUUGCGACUCUUGGGUUUGCUCCUUCUACUGCCGACCCGUCGCUGUUUCUGCGCACCGACACUUCUUUGCCGCCGUUCUACAUCCUCGUGUACGUCGACGACUUGGUCUUUGCCACAGCUGACACUACUGGACUCGCCCACGUGAAGUCUGAGCUGCAGAAGAGACACACGUGCACAGACCUGGGUGAACUGCGCAGCUACCUUGGCUUGCAGAUCACCCGGGACAGAGCACAGCGCACCAUUACCCUGACUCAGUCACACAUGGUGCAGUAG
This is a messenger RNA of Closterium sp. Naga37s-1, 4890 nucleotides long. The record is from the annotation of a GenBank genome assembly. Lineage: Eukaryota; Viridiplantae; Streptophyta; Zygnematophyceae; Desmidiales; Closteriaceae.